Triticum dicoccoides is the source of this 796-nucleotide messenger RNA. RefSeq lists its product as uncharacterized. The coding region runs from base 24 to 326 and encodes 100 amino acids. The transcript has a single exon. NCBI's taxonomy places the organism in Eukaryota, Viridiplantae, Streptophyta, Magnoliopsida, Poales, Poaceae. The record is from RefSeq and is a predicted model, not a curated record.
CGGAUCGAUUUUGCUAAGCUAGCAUGGGGAGAAAGGCGUCUUGCAUCUCGCUUGUGAUCCUCGCGCUUGUGCUCGCUGGCCCCGACGCGAAGUCCGCGGCUGGCUACAGCGUCGACCAGGCGGCGACGAUGAGGCUGGAGGACGGCGUGGCGCCGGAGCUCGGGGUGGUGUCGGCGGUGGACCUGGACGUGCGUCGCCACGUUCUCCACAGCAUCAGCCCACAAUACGUGCGGGAGCCCAGCAGGCCAGCCUGCGUCGAGGGGUGCGGGGCGCCCGGAGAGCGGUACACCGGCCGGGAUUGGAAGAAAAAGUACCAGUGCGGUUAAGCACCAGAACAGCGAAUGGAAGUCGGAAGGGUACUACUACCUCCGUCCGGAAAUACUUAUCAAAAAAAUAAAUGUCUCUAGACAUAGUUUAAUUUUAGAUACAUCCAUUUUUAUUCAUUUCGGCGACAAGUAUUUCUGGACGGAGGGAGUACAUACGGGCGCGUCAAUGCAACCUCCUUGCUGCACUGCCCGGCAUCAUUUUCAUGCAUGAGUGACAGUGCACUCGCGUUCCAUCGGUCCAUGUUCUGUUUUCGUUUCCAUUUUGCGUGCACUUCGAUCCGUGCAGUUGCCUGUUGCUACCGCUGUGUAUCUGUAAACUUUCCGUGCAGUCUCGUUGUGCAAUUGUGAAGUGCUUGUACAGUAGCACCGUCUGACUAUUGAUGUUCUCAAGUCAAGGCUGGCUUCUAUCAAGGGUGAACUGAGUGUAGCUUAGUUGCUUAGAUUUUUUGUGGUAUAACAACCCACCAGAA